Messenger RNA from Antechinus flavipes (yellow-footed antechinus), 5781 nucleotides. RefSeq names its product rabphilin 3A (gene RPH3A). Bases 298 to 2472 code for a protein of 724 amino acids. Gene Ontology annotation, cellular component: membrane. NCBI's taxonomy places the organism in Eukaryota, Metazoa, Chordata, Mammalia, Dasyuromorphia, Dasyuridae. Gene Ontology annotation, biological process: intracellular protein transport. Gene Ontology annotation, molecular function: small GTPase binding. The transcript has 21 exons. The record is from RefSeq and is a predicted model, not a curated record.
ACAUCUUGGCUGUUUGCACAGAGCUCUGCAGCAGCGGCAGCGGCAGCCCCAGCUUUGGGCACUGGGACGCUAUUUAUUUGCCUGCUCCCGGCAGUCCCGGAGAGUUGCCUGUGUGAGCGAGAGAGCAAGAGGGAAGGGAGAGGACAGAGUGAGCCAGAAAGGCAGAGGCAGAAGGCUGCUUGGCUGUGCUGAGGGCAACCAGAGGGAGCAUUUCUCUUCUUGAUCCCGUCUCUGACAGCUGUGCCGACUUUUCCAUCGCCACCAGCCAGAGAUGUAGAAAAGCCCUAGCAUCUGGCUAUGACAGACACAGUACUUAGCAACAGUUCUGAUCGCUGGAUGUGCCCCAAUGAUAGAUCCAUGGCUCUCCGCACAAGGCUCCCAACGGGAUGGUCCGUCCGCCCUGACCAACCCGAAAGACCACGAAAAAAUGAAGAGCUCACAGAUGAGGAGAAAGAGAUUAUCAACAGAGUGAUUGCUCGAGCUGAGAAAAUGGAAGAAAUGGAGCAGGAGCGCAUUGGGCGGCUGGUGGAUCGAUUGGAGAACAUGCGUAAGAACGUGGCUGGAGAUGGGGUAAACCGCUGCAUCCUGUGUGGGGAACAGCUGGGAAUUCUGGGCUCCUCCUGUGUAGUGUGUGAAGACUGCAAGAAGAAUGUCUGCACUAAGUGUGGAGUGGAGACCUCCAACAAUCGCCCACAUUCCAUCUGGCUUUGCAAGAUUUGCAGUGAGCAGAGAGAGGUUUGGAAGCGCUCCGGGGCAUGGUUCUUCAAGGGCUUCCCCAAACAAGUGCUCCCUCAGCCCAUGCCGGUGAAGAAAUCCAAGCCCCAGCAGCCGCUCACCGAGCCCAGCUCCUCAGCGCCACCCACCCAGGAACCCAAGCACCAUCCCCGAGCGACUGGCCGAGGCCCAGGAGAGGCUGGCCUCCCUGGAGAACAUGGUGAUGCCGAGGACAAGAGGGGCAUGGGCCAGAAAUCAGGUCCUGAGCCUGCACCUGCUCCUGGCAGAGGCAGUUAUGGCCCCCCAGUGCGCCGGGCUUCGGAGGCUCGUAUGAGUUCCAGUGGAAAUGACUACACAGGCAGAGAUUCGGAAGGUCGGGACUAUGGCCCAGGUGGGGCUGCUGGGGGUGACACCGGUCGGAGUCCGGCAGGUUUGAGACGGGCCAACUCAGUUCAGGCUUCCAGACCCUCCCAAGCGCCCAGCCAAAGUGCCGCGGCUCAGCCUGGUCCCCCAGGGCCCCCGGGAGCCAGCAGACCAGGAGCAGGACCAGGAGCAGGACCAGGUGCAACUGGCAGAUAUCCAGAUCAAAGACCAGCUCAAGGGGAUCUGGCCCAAGGGGAGCCUGGCUACUCAUCAGCGGCGGCCGUUCCCCGGGAUGACCGAGCAGGGGACACAGGGGGUUACCCCCCAGCUGGAGUCAAGGAAGAUCGGGCAGCACGAAGAUCAGGAGCCUACUCCCAGGCAGCUGCUGCUCCCCAGCCUGCUGCUGUCCCGGCCCGGCAGCAGCAGCCACCCCCGGAUGAGGAUGAAGAAGAGGCAAACAGCUAUGAUUCUGAUGAAGCCACUACCCUGGGAGCUUUGGAGUUCAGUCUUCUUUAUGAUCAAAACAACAGCUCCCUGCAAUGCACCAUUAUCAAGGCCAAGGGAUUAAAGCCGAUGGACUCCAACGGCCUGGCUGAUCCCUAUGUUAAGCUGCACCUUCUGCCUGGCGCCAGCAAGUCCAACAAGUUACGGACAAAAACUCUAAGGAAUACACGAAAUCCCAUCUGGAACGAAACCCUGGUCUAUCAUGGCAUUACUGAUGAGGACAUGCAAAGGAAGACCCUGAGGAUUUCUGUCUGCGAUGAAGACAAAUUUGGCCACAACGAAUUCAUUGGGGAAACCCGAUUCUCCCUGAAGAAACUGAAACCUAAUCAGAAGAAGAAUUUCAACAUCUGCCUGGAACGGGUCAUCCCUAUGAAGCGAGCUGGGACCACAGGAUCAGCCAGAGGCAUGGCACUCUAUGAAGAAGAGCAGGUGGAACGUGUAGGUGACAUUGAGGAACGUGGCAAGAUCCUAGUGUCCCUCAUGUACAGCACCCAACAAGGAGGCCUCAUUGUGGGUAUUGUGCGCUGUGUCCACCUGGCUGCAAUGGAUGCUAAUGGCUACUCUGACCCCUUCGUCAAACUCUGGCUGAAACCAGACAUGGGGAAGAAAGCCAAGCACAAGACGCAGAUCAAAAAAAAGACUUUGAACCCCGAGUUUAAUGAGGAGUUUUUCUAUGAUAUAAAACAUAGUGAUUUGGCCAAGAAGUCACUGGACAUCUCUGUCUGGGAUUAUGACAUUGGCAAGUCCAAUGAUUAUAUUGGUGGCUGCCAGCUUGGUAUCACCGCCAAAGGGGAGCGCUUGAAACACUGGUACGAGUGUCUAAAGAACAAGGACAAGAAGAUUGAACGCUGGCACAACCUACAGAAUGAAAACCAUGUCUCGAGCGACUAAAAUGGGGUCCAUGGGCCCCAUCCUCCCACCUUGCCUAUUCCUUAGCUUCUCCCUUUGUCCCCCAGUUCUACCCCUACUGAAUCCCCAAACUCCUUACUCCAGACUUGCAUCUAGGUCCAUCUGUCUGGCUGAUACAGUCUCUUCUGGCUCCCUCUGCUAUGUGCACUGACUCCAGAAAGCUGCCUUAGCCUUCUUUUCCCUUACCUGAAACCUACCUUUGAGGUCUCUUUCUCCCUUCUUAAAUAUAAGGGGAUAUAUGCUCACUCUUUACCUGUCUCUUUUUUCCCCUUUCCUCUCUCAAUUCUCUUCCAUUUUUCUUCUUCCUCUUUUUCUUUAUUACUGUUUCUCUUUCAAGCUAUCUCCAUCUUUCUUAUUUUGUCUUUUUCCCAUCCUUUUUCCUUUUUUUCCCUUGUUCUUUCUUCUUCUCUCCCUCUUGCUUUAUAUUUUCCUCUAUCUUCUCUCUUCCACUUUUCUGCUUUACCUCUCUUUUUCUCUUUCUUUAACUCAUUUUCUUUCUUUCUCCCUUCCUUCUUGCUCUCUAUAUAUCUUUCCCUAUCUUUUCCUCCCUUUUUCUUUUCACUUUCUCUUUCACUCUGUCCCCUUCUCUUUUUUAUCAUUCUUUCUCUUUCUCUCUUCCCCUAUUUUUCUUUCCCUCUUGUCCCUGCUUUACAAAGUUCCCCAAUAAUCUCAAAGCUAACAAUUUGGGCUAGUGUGCCCUCUGUGGGCUCCACACCCACUGACUAGGAAUCAGUGCUCCAUAAACUUCUAGCCUCCCUGAGCCAGAAUUUAGGAACUUAAUUUGGAUGUUGGGAUGAGGGAAAAAUCUGGGAGGGGAGGGAUGCUGAAGGGGGUUAGCGAGAGUUAUGUCAGUUCCAUUACUACAAAUUUAUUUAUAUGCAAGUCAUAGUGGAUAAGUAGGGGGAAAGCAUCUCCACUGUAGAGAACUAUACCCAGAUGAUGUCUUCUUGUGAUGUACAUAGUCACACACUGAACUUUAUGUUAUAGUGUUUAGAAUGUGAUAAAUCUUGGUGUGUCCAUUCACCAAGCAACAUGCAAAAAAUUGACAUGAGAGUUUAGGUACAACUACACACACACACACACACACACACACACACACACACACACACACAUGUCUAGCUGAUUUAGGUGUUUAAAAACUAGAUGUGAAUUAUCUUGAUCUCGUUGAAACUCACAUACGCGGUAAAAGUCCUGUUUCCUUCUUUUGGAGGCAGACUUUCAAAAAAGAGGCCAGACCUUAGUAAUUUUCCUCAAGAGGCCUCCUCUGUCUUUGUUUCUCUGUGUCUCUUCCCUCACUCCACCUCUUCCCUUCUCCUUCUCCAGGGGGGAUAAAGUCAGAGAUGCUCUCCUUAAAAGGUAUCGUGGGUCUUACUUUACCCUAUAUCUCUGUCUUUGCCUCUCUGUGUGUCUCCUUCCUCAUUCCACCUCUUCCCUUCUCCCUCUCCAGGGGGAAUAAAGUCAGAGAUGCUCUCCUUAAAAGGUAUCGUGAGUCUCACUUUACCCCAUACCUCUGUCUUUGCCAGAUCAACACAAACAGGACCACAAACAGGAAUUCACUCUAAGAAAUUCUGGGAAAUGCUGGUGAUCUUACAUGGAGUCCUGUUGCACAUGUCAAGCAAACAACAUUUUCUUCCUAGUUUCAGGGCAGGGUCUCUUCUGGAUCCUCAAAUCUCUGCUCCCCCUUUUUAUUAAGUCAAAAGGAGCAGUUGAAACUUGAGCAGAAGUCAGCUUUCUCUGAAUCUGUGCUCACUGCUGGGGAUGGGAGAGAGACUGGUACAGGACCUACGGCCUGGAGGAUUCUCAGGCUACCAGUCCAUUGGGUACACUCCCCACUGCCUCUUCUUCCACACAGUCAAUCCAAGUCUCUUUUGAUGUUGUUUGUCUGCCAUUCUUGAAGAUUCCUGGGACAUCAAGGAAGUGAUAUCAUGACAUGCAACUGAAUUGGAUUGGAGGGAAGGAGGGAGGGUUCUGCCGAACUACCAGCUUCACUUUCUCAUCCAGAACCAUCUGGGUCUCAUGGCCAGUUAUAGAUCAGGAUGACUGGAGAUGACCCUGGAUGUGAUGGGAGACCUUGGCUUUUUGAAGUCUCGGUUUGACUGAGGCAAUUACCCAUUCAGUGAUUAAGGCUAGGUAAGAAAAGAGGCAAAGAAUGGCCUUUAAAAAAAACAAAUUAAGAAAAUCAGUCUGGGAGAGGAGGAUCCUCAGGAAUUCUGGCCAAAGCAGAAAUUAUUUACACAUACUCUGAGCCAAUCAGGGCCCAAACAAUGACCAAGUGGGGCUUGGCUUGGUACCUACUGUUGGCCAAUCAGUGAAAGUCUGAAUAAUGUGGGUUUAGGGUGUGGUCCUAGCUGUAAACCCCAAGACAUUUUGUAAAGUUUCAGUGAUCAAAAUGUACAUUUUUUUCUGGGGAGAACACCUGAAGAAAGGCAAAAAAAAAAAAAAAAGUCUCUGUAACCAGGAGACAAAUGAAUGACCUUAUCUAUUCUGUCAUCUUGUUUACUAAGGCUGCUGGAAGGAACACACACAACCCUCAAAGAGGGAAGGCUUUGGUAUCAGAGGAUGCACAAAUGCCUUCAUCUGUUGUUAUUAUUACUGGCAUUGUACUUUUUGCCUCCUCUCCCACCUCUCUGCGCUUUAGAGUAUUGAUGGCAGAAACACAGCCCUGGAGUUUAGGAGAGGAUAUGAUUUGAUGGCUGGGUUCGGGGAAGAGGAGAUAGUAGGGUAGGUUUCUCCUAUCAAGGGGUGUGUCUUCCAAUCCUGUGGUCAUCCCUUUAUGCUUCUUUCCACCUCUCCUCCCACCUGGAGACUCUAGAAAGAUUAAUCUAACUCAUGCUUUUUAAAACCAUCCCCUUCACUCCCUAGGAUCAGCGUCUUUCAGGAAAAUCAUUUCUUGUCAGAGACCCACUGGCAACCAUCGCCAUUCCUUUGUGUAGGUAUGGGGUAGGCUGCAAUUCAGCAAGCUGGCUGGUAGAUGGCUAUCACUGUUGCACUUCUUCCAGGCACGCUCCUCCUAUACAACGCCGUGACCGGCCGUUCCUACUCCCUGGUUCUCCUCUAGAAGAAAGCAUGUCUUACCUGGGGGUGGCAGCAGUGCAUACACUCCCAUCUGAGCUGGCAUUGGCCUUCUAGUUAGCAUGUGGUGAUCUCCCAGCACACCUGCUGGGUGGCAAGCUCUUUCCAGCAGAUGUACUCCCCUGGCGUAGAGUCCUAGCGUCUUCCAUUGCAUGCAGACUUGGCCAUAUCCUCUAUUUGUGAUAAUGUAUCUAAAAUAAAGUAGGAUUCUCCGGGAAA